Tupaia belangeri chinensis (Chinese tree shrew) is the source of this 3832-nucleotide messenger RNA. RefSeq names its product discs large MAGUK scaffold protein 1 (gene DLG1). Gene Ontology annotation, biological process: cell-cell adhesion; receptor clustering; receptor localization to synapse. Gene Ontology annotation, cellular component: postsynaptic density membrane; neuromuscular junction; basolateral plasma membrane. The transcript has 26 exons. The record is from RefSeq and is a predicted model, not a curated record. NCBI's taxonomy places the organism in Eukaryota, Metazoa, Chordata, Mammalia, Scandentia, Tupaiidae. Gene Ontology annotation, molecular function: ionotropic glutamate receptor binding; protein kinase binding. The coding region runs from base 175 to 2958 and encodes 927 amino acids.
CCCCUCGCGGGAACUUUGGGGCCGCGCCGCAGGUGUGGGGGCCCGCGGAGGUGUGCAUGUGGGGCGCGAGGGCGUCGCGGAGAGCGGCCGCUGCCCUGUCCGGUCCCCGCUGGAGUAGCCCGGAGGAAGCGAGCCAGGAGAAAGGUGUGGGUCCUCUUCCUGAUUCUGGGAAAAAUGCCGGUCCGGAAGCAAGAUACCCAGAGAGCGUUGCACCUUUUGGAAGAAUAUCGUUCAAAACUAAGCCAGACUGAAGACAGACAACUUAGAAGUUCCAUAGAACGGGUUAUUAACAUAUUUCAGAGCAACCUCUUUCAGGCUUUAAUAGAUAUUCAAGAAUUUUAUGAAGUGACCUUACUGGAUAAUCCAAAAUGUAUAGAUCGUUCAAAGCAGUCUGAACCAAUUCAGCCUGUAAAUACCUGGGAAAUUUCCAGCCUUCCAAGCACUACUGUGACUUCCGAAACACUGCCAAGCAGCCUUAGUCCUAGUAUAGAGAAAUACCGGUAUCAGGAUGAAGAUACGCCUCCUCAAGAGCACAUUUCCCCACAAAUCACUAAUGAGGUGAUAGGUCCAGAAUUGGUUCAUGUCUCAGAGAAGAACCUGUCAGAGAUUGAGAAUGUUCAUGGAUUUGUUUCUCAUUCUCAUAUUUCACCAAUAAAGCCAACAGAAGCUGUUCCUCCCUCUUCUCCCACUGUCCCUGUGGUCCCUGUCCUGCCUGUCCCUGCUGAGAAUACUGUCAUCCUACCCACCAUACCACAGGCAAAUCCUCCUCCAGUACUGGUCAACACAGAUAGCUUGGAGACAUCAACUUAUGUCAAUGGCACUGAUGCAGAUUAUGAAUAUGAAGAAAUCACACUUGAAAGGGGAAAUUCAGGGCUUGGUUUCAGCAUUGCAGGAGGUACAGACAACCCACACAUUGGAGAUGACUCAAGUAUUUUUAUUACCAAAAUUAUAACAGGGGGAGCAGCUGCCCAAGAUGGAAGAUUACGGGUCAAUGAUUGUAUAUUGCGAGUAAAUGAAGUAGAUGUUCGUGAUGUAACACAUAGCAAAGCAGUUGAAGCUCUGAAAGAAGCAGGAUCUAUUGUGCACUUGUAUGUAAAAAGAAGGAAACCAGUGUCAGAGAAAAUAAUGGAAAUAAAGCUCGUUAAAGGUCCUAAAGGUCUUGGUUUCAGCAUUGCUGGAGGUGUUGGAAAUCAGCAUAUUCCUGGGGAUAAUAGCAUCUAUGUAACUAAGAUAAUUGAAGGAGGUGCAGCACAUAAGGAUGGCAAACUUCAGAUUGGAGAUAAACUUCUAGCAGUGAAUAGUGUAUGUUUAGAAGAAGUUACUCAUGAAGAAGCAGUAACUGCCUUAAAGAACACAUCUGAUUUUGUUUAUUUGAAAGUGGCGAAACCAACAAGUAUGUACAUGAAUGAUGGCUACGCACCGCCUGAUAUCACCAACUCAUCUUCUCAGCCUGUCGAUAACCAUGUUAGCCCAUCUUCCUACGUGGGCCAGACACCAGCAUCGCCAACUAGAUACUCACCAGUUUCUAAAGCAGUGCUUGGAGACGAUGAAAUUACAAGAGAACCUAGAAAAGUUGUUCUUCAUCGUGGCUCAACAGGCCUUGGUUUCAACAUUGUAGGAGGUGAAGAUGGAGAAGGAAUAUUUAUUUCCUUUAUCUUGGCUGGAGGACCUGCUGAUUUAAGUGGAGAGCUCAGAAAAGGAGAUCGUAUUAUAUCGGUGAACAGUGUUGACCUGCGAGCUGCCAGUCAUGAGCAGGCAGCAGCUGCGCUGAAAAAUGCUGGCCAGGCUGUCACAAUUGUUGCCCAAUACCGGCCCGAAGAAUACAGUCGUUUUGAAGCUAAAAUACAUGACUUACGGGAGCAGAUGAUGAAUAGUAGCAUUAGUUCAGGGUCAGGUUCUCUUCGAACUAGCCAGAAGCGAUCCCUCUAUGUCAGAGCCCUUUUUGAUUAUGACAAGACUAAAGACAGUGGCCUUCCCAGUCAAGGAUUGAACUUCAAAUUUGGAGAUAUCCUCCAUGUUAUUAAUGCUUCUGAUGACGAAUGGUGGCAAGCCAGACAAGUUACACCAGAUGGGGAAAGUGAUGAAGUUGGAGUAAUUCCCAGUAAACGCAGGGUUGAGAAGAAAGAACGAGCCCGGUUAAAAACAGUAAAAUUUAAUUCUAAAACAAGAGGAGAUAAAGGGCAGUCAUUCAAUGACAAGCGUAAAAAGAACCUCUUUUCCCGAAAAUUCCCCUUCUACAAGAACAAGGACCAGAGUGAGCAGGAAACAAGUGAUGCUGACCAACAUGUAACUUCUAAUGCCAGCGAUAGUGAAAGUAGUUACCGUGGUCAAGAAGAGUAUGUCUUAUCUUAUGAACCAGUGAAUCAACAAGAAGUUAAUUAUACUCGACCGGUGAUCAUAUUGGGACCUAUGAAAGACAGGAUAAAUGAUGACUUGAUCUCAGAAUUUCCUGACAAAUUUGGAUCCUGUGUUCCUCAUACAACUAGACCAAAACGAGAUUAUGAGGUAGAUGGAAGAGAUUAUCAUUUUGUUACUUCAAGAGAGCAGAUGGAAAAAGAUAUUCAAGAACAUAAAUUCAUUGAAGCUGGGCAAUAUAACAACCAUCUGUAUGGAACAAGUGUUCAGUCUGUGCGAGAAGUGGCAGAAAAGGGUAAACACUGUAUCCUUGAUGUGUCUGGAAAUGCUAUAAAGAGAUUACAGAUUGCACAGCUUCACCCAGUCUCCAUUUUUAUUAAACCCAAAUCUAUGGAAAAUAUCAUGGAAAUGAAUAAGCGUCUAACAGAAGAACAAGCAAGAAAAACAUUUGAGAGAGCCAUGAAACUGGAACAAGAGUUUACUGAACAUUUCACAGCUAUUGUACAAGGAGAUACUCUGGAAGACAUUUACAACCAAGUGAAACAGAUCAUAGAAGAACAGUCUGGUCCUUACAUCUGGGUUCCAGCAAAAGAAAAGUUAUGAAGACUGAUGUUUCUCUUUUCUCUUUUCCGUAAUCUCAUUUUCAUUGGCACGUCUAUGCCCUUUCCUUCAGGAGUAUGUCUGCAGUACUCCUUUCAUCUUGAAUCAUAUCCCAUUCAUCACGUCUGCACUGUGCUUAUUUUUGACAUCUAGUGUCUCCUUCAAGUUGCAUCAUCUGUCUUAUUUUAUGUCAUUAUUGGAUUAUGGCCAUUUUUCAGAACUGAAGAUGAAAUGGCCUGACCAGCUAUUAAGGGUUUGGGGAGAUGUGGAAAUUAUGGUAAAAUUCCUUAAUGUUUAAGGGAAAGUAACUUUAAGAUUUUCAGAAAAGCUUUAUAUACCUUCUUUUCAAAUUUUAUUACAAGUGGAAAAAAAGUGGUUUUAAUCAGUGAUUUAGUAGACUUUGAGCAACUAUGCAAGCUUUAAUAGCAUGGUUUGGCCAGUGUAUUAGUCUGUAAGUCCUUUUUUCAACUGACAUCUGUUAUCAAAGCAAUUAUUUUAGACAAAUAAGGGAAAUAUAUGUUUUUUUUUAAUUUCAAAAUUAAUGUCUUAGUUAAUUUUCAUAAUUUCACAACAAAUAAUUCAUUUUUCUUAAGUGUUCUUCUCAAAGUCUUCUAUCGUUUGAGGGUUUUUCCCCCCCAGUACAUUUGCUAGGAAUAACAGUGUCCAAAUGUUUUUAAUCUGUGUACACCACUAUUUAUAGUGUCUUACGUAGUCGUUCAUACAUAAUGGUCAUCACAUUUUCUGAACUGAGGCCAUGUUUAGGUGCUAGGGGAGCUCGCCUUUUACAGAAGAUAGAGAAAAUUUCAUAGACAUAAAUAAAGAUAAAACAGACAGUACAGUGAGAUACAGUAAUCAUGGUACCAGAAAAGGAGUCCAA